Molecule: messenger RNA, 312 nt
Organism: Lathyrus sativus (Indian pea)
Lineage: Eukaryota; Viridiplantae; Streptophyta; Magnoliopsida; Fabales; Fabaceae
Source: the annotation of a GenBank genome assembly
AUGUCAGGAAGAGGCAAAGGAGGAAAGGGUCUUGGAAAGGGAGGAGCCAAACGACACCGUAAGGUUCUCAGAGAUAACAUUCAGGGAAUAACCAAGCCUGCUAUUCGUCGUCUCGCAAGACGUGGUGGAGUGAAACGUAUUAGCGGUCUAAUUUAUGAAGAAACUCGCGGUGUUCUCAAGAUCUUUCUUGAGAAUGUGAUCCGUGAUGCGGUUACCUACACCGAGCAUGCUCGCCGUAAGACUGUUACUGCGAUGGAUGUUGUUUACGCUCUCAAGAGGCAGGGAAGGACUCUCUACGGUUUCGGCGGUUAG